Molecule: messenger RNA, 3777 nt
Organism: Diospyros lotus (date-plum)
Lineage: Eukaryota; Viridiplantae; Streptophyta; Magnoliopsida; Ericales; Ebenaceae
Exons: 11
Coding region: 169-3537 (1122 amino acids)
Cellular component (GO): cytoplasm
Molecular function (GO): protein binding
Source: RefSeq, a predicted model, not a curated record
UCCAAUGAUUAGGGCACAUUAACCAGAGAAGAUCAGACCGUAGCAAACCGAGGCGAAGCCUAUCCAUGGCCGUUUAUCUCUCCCAUUCAAUUCCGCCGAAACCUCCCUUCUCUUCCUGAAUUUCGCCUACCGAAAAAGCCCUAGGAGUCUUCUUCGCAAUUCGGAAGAAUGGUGGUUGUCACCGGAGAUCGGUACCUGGAGUCGCUGGUGAAGUUCGUGGACAAUCAAGCGGGGCCGUUGAUCGACGGAACCCUAGUUCUCAAGCUCAAUCCCGUCGGCCUCCACUACGUCCAGUCCAGGCUCGAGGCGCUCGCCGAGCUCGAGGCCCUGCUCGUUGGCGCCCCCGUCGACUACCUCCGCGCCUACAUCUCCGACCUCGGCGACCACCGUGCCCUCGAGCAUCUCCGCAGGAUUCUGCGCCUCUUGACUUCCCUCAAAGUGGUCUCCGUGUUGCCGCACCCGGCCCGAGACCCCACGCCCCUCUCGCUGCUUGCCUUCAUCCGGCUGAAGGUCCUGGAGCUCCGCGGAUGCGAUCUCUCGACUAACGCUGCCCGGGGACUCCUCGAAUUGAGGCAUACAUUGGAGAAAAUCGUCUGUCACAAUUCUACUGAUGCACUGCGGCAUGUAUUUGCAAGUAGAAUUGCUGAGAUAAGAGACUCCCCACAGUGGAACCGGUUGUCCUUUGUUUCAUGUGCUUGUAAUGGUCUAGUUCUGAUGGAUGAAUCUUUGCAACUUCUCCCUGUUGUGGAGACCCUUGAUUUAAGUAGAAACAAGUUUGCGAAGGUGGAUAAUCUCCGAAAGUGUACAAGAUUGAGGCACCUGGAUCUUGGAUUUAAUCAACUGAGAUCUGUUCAAUCAUUUAAUGAGGUCUCCUGUCAAAUUGUCAAACUUGUUCUGAGGAACAAUGCUCUAACAACGUUGUGUGGGAUUGAUAAUUUGAAGUCACUUGAAGGCCUUGAUCUUUCCUACAAUGUUAUUUCCAAUUUCUCAGAACUAGAGAUACUAGCCAGCCUUCCAUCUCUACUGAGCCUGUGGUUGGAAGGAAAUCCUUUAUGCUGUGCACAAUGGUACAGAGCACAAGUGUUUAGCAUUUUUCCUUACCCAGAAAAGUUGUUAUUAGAUGAGAGGAAAAUUUGUACUGGAGAAAUUUGGAAGCGGCAAAUUAUUAUAGCAAGCAGGCAGAAAAGGCCUGCUAGCUUUGGAUUUUAUUCCCCAGCUAAAGGUGAUGCUGAAUUGGAAGGAACCAUCAACACAAAAAGGAAGAAACAUUCUCGCCUUGCUAGUAUUGAAAGUGAAGGGCAGUCAAGAUAUGUAGGCUCAGACCAAGAAUCGGUGUCAUGUGAGAAUGAGACUCAAAGCAGAGAUGAGAACAUCGCCUCUGAGGAGGAAGCUGAAAUUGUUGGUUUGAUGAACAGAAUUGAACUCAGGAAACAAGAGCAUUCUGCUUUAUGGUUGCAAGGUUUUGACGAAUGGUUAAAUCGGGAUUCUGAGAAACUGAUAGAAAGUAGUAAAUGUGAUGUUGGUACAUUAAAUCCUGAUAAAGAACAUUAUCGGAAACACAGGACAAGACACAGGUAUCUUGGUGAGAGCUCACAAUAUGUUUCUGACUCUGUUCAGGCUUCAGGUGAUCAGAGUAGGAUGAACUUUUUGGAAUCUGGCAGCUCUUUUGCAGCUAUUUCCACCGGUUUCAAUGCUUAUCAAUAUUAUGAGCAAACUAGUAAAGUGGAAUUUAAAUUCUCUAUGGGACAUACCAGCAGUAAACCUGAACCUGUUACUGGAAGAAUGGAUACAAAGCAGGAGCAAAUGAAAUCUUAUCCUGGUAAAGGAUUUUUCUUUAUGAGAGCUGGAAACUCUCAUCUUGAUCCUUCGGGUACACCACCUGGUUAUGCAGGAUCGCCACCUCAUUAUCAAGAAGACAUUCUGCAUCGGCGCCACAACUUAGAAGAGGAAUUUUUGCAGCUAUCUGCAGAGUCAUAUUCAGCAGCAUCAUCUGAUAGUAACACCAGUUGUAGUGAAGAUGAUUCCACUGAAUUUGGGUCCUUUAUUCCUAAAGGUGAUCAGUCACUGAUCGACGAGUUGUCUGAGACUAGCAGCCAUUCGUCAAUGUGCCAGCCUGAAGAUAGACAUCAUGACAAGGAUCCCGGAGCUUCCCAGGUAGCACAGAAUGGUUUAUAUUUGUCUGAUCCAUGUGUUGAGCUAUCAAUGGGUGCUCUAAAACUAGUGGAGUCAGACUACUUGCCACAGUUGUGGGACAAGAAUUUUCCUACCAUUGAGAAUGACAAUGGCACUAGACAUCGUGUGAACCAAGAGGCCGAAAAGAAAUGUCACAAAAAGAAGCCCAAAAGAAGAACUGUUUUGCUAUCAGAGGAGUAUAGUGUACUGGAACCGCCACUAAAGUCAGGUAUUUGUACAGACACCAUGGAGGAUGCAGGACCAAGAUAUAUUCUUCAUGGUAGUGCUCAGAAGACAAUUGAUAACAAACAGACAUGGGGUGCUGCUACCUCUUUUACCCAUAACAGAACUGGAGUCCUUUCUGGGUUACAAUACUCGGGGGCAGAUGACAUCAUAGAGGAUUAUUUCAAUUCCAGUUUGGCUGACAUAGGAGUUCAUGAAACUUGUAGGAUGUGUAUGCAUUGCAAUUGCAUAAUUGAGCAGAAGUCUGGCUACAGAGAAGGAGAAGUUGCUGUGGUACUGAGCAGCGAGAACAAGUUGUAUUUAUUGCUCAUUGACACCAAGACUGAUGGGUCAGGAAUUACCUUAAGUCAAAUGGGUUGCCACAGAACUGAAGAUGUUAGAGAGGUUUUAAUUGGGUUGGGACUUCAAAUGUUGAGGCUGUGCAUUGAGGAGGGCAUAACAUAUCUGUUCACUACAAGGAGUAUUGAUAUAUCAAGGGAAUUACUGUAUAUAUUGCACUUCUCUGAUUCAGAUACAAGGAUGCAAAACUGUUCCAUGCAAAGUCUUUGUACAUUCUCAUUUCUUGUUUAUGAUGGAUGGUGGCUUGGAAAUUUAAAUGGCAGUUUGGAGCAGGUUCAGGUUGAAUUCUUUGAAAGGCAUAUAUGUGGAAGUUCAAAAAUGAACAUGUUCCAAUAUUCAAUGGUAUUUUUUUGGUGCAAAAAUAUGAAAGAUGAUUUGUGGGUUUCAAGAUCACUGUUUGUGCUUGAAGAGCAUCUUCUCGUGUGCAUUGAAGACUUAAGGCAGUUUGGCUUUUUCUCAGACCACUCAUCUUCUCCAUAUUUCUCACUUGAUUCAUGUUGCUCCAUCACUGAUGUGUCUGAGAUGGUCAUCAACACUGGGGAGGGGUGGUGUCUGACCUUGGCUCUUGAACGGGUAUCGUCAGAGUUCUGCCCAUCCCAGAAAGCCAGAAGGGCAAAGGAGAACACAUCACGUACCAAGAAAAAUCCCGCUUUGGGUCCUUCACCUUGGAAGAUCAGGUGGUUUUCUGAGAGUAGUCUACUCAACUUCGUGGCAUUGGUGAAAGCAAUCCAUUCAGGAUUAGCCGAUUCAGCUUCAAGUUUAGUUGUAAGAUAUGACUCAUGAAAGGGCAGGGCAGUUACGAGUCUUUAAUUUUGUUUAUACGUGGCUUCGCGUGUUCGGUUUGAUAUUCAUUUCAUUCUUUUGUUAUGUUGGCUUGGCUUGGCUUUGUGUGGCGUGUAGAUAGCUUUCUUUUUGGCUUCUAUUCUUUGAUUGUGCUUCUCCGCUGGCAAGGCAACCGCCCAUGUACAGAGUGUACAGAAUAGAUCAUUCAAUGCCAUGGUUUAAUUUUUUUUAUUUAAUUGC